This is a messenger RNA of Angiostrongylus costaricensis, 366 nucleotides long. The record is from the annotation of a GenBank genome assembly. Lineage: Eukaryota; Metazoa; Nematoda; Chromadorea; Rhabditida; Metastrongylidae.
AUGCGAGAGGCACGAGAGCUGAUAAGGUUGAAAACCAUAAGACUUUCCGUAAGUGAUGAGGGUGAAGAGUUUGUCGUAAUUCCUUAUCAGUUAGAUGUGGAGAUAACGGAAAAGCACCUUGAAGAUGCUUCCCUUUAUCGUCCGUCGUCUGAGAAGGAAUUUAAAAGUAAAUACCGAAAAUUGAACAACGAAUGGGCCAAAAUGGCAAAGGCUGCUGGUUUAAGACCAUCAGUUAUCUCUCAACUUAAAGUUGACUUACCAACAUGCCCCGUCUUGUACUUACUUAUAAAAACUCAUAAGUUAGUAUCCAGCGAUGAUCUUGCGUCUACCGAUCCAUCAGUAUUUAAGGUGUCAUUAGCUGCGUAG